AACUCCUGCGUGUCGCACUCACACGCCAAAGAAAAUUGUGUGCACGUGUGUCACUAUCUCAGUGCGCAUUUUUCAGAUAGCGCCUCACAUCAUCUGUUUGCAGGACAUUCCUCGUUCGUUUGACAGCAACGAGUCUGAGUGUGUCACCAGCGGACGUCAAAGGGGGUGCGAACUUGACGGCUUUCCCCCAUCCAAAACGGUGUUACCAGAUAGUGACCGGCGCAAGAGCAACAGAUUGCGCGAGAGGCUCGGAGCUUCAGGGUCCAUCUCGCAUCACGUCAGGAUGUUCAUGCAUUUGGAGGUUUGCUUCUACAUUUUCAUCCUGCUGGCGCACAUGAGGUCCUACUGCUGUUGGUCAGUGAAUAAUUUCUUGAUGACUGGACCCAAGAGACGUGUGAGGCUGUGUGGUCUGUACGAGUGUCCGGAAGUGAGCGGUGAUGGACAACGGCACUGCUCACUUUGUUUAACUGAAGGGUGGCAACGGUGGCUCUCCUGCCUCCAGGCCAAGGCAGCAUACCUGAUUUAUUCCAGCAGUGUGGCGGCGGGCGCCCAGAGUGGCAUCGAGGAGUGCAAGUACCAGUUUGCGUGGGACCGCUGGAAUUGCCCCGAGAGAGCGCUGCAGCUGUCCACACACAGUGGCCUGCGCAGUGCAAAUCGGGAGACAGCGUUUGUGCAUGCCAUCAGCUCUGCAGGCGUCAUGUACACGCUGACUCGCAACUGCAGUAUGGGGGAUUUCGACAAUUGUGGCUGCGAUGACAGCCGCAAUGGACAACGAGGUGGUCACGGUUGGCUGUGGGGAGGCUGCAGCGACAAUGUGGGCUUCGCCGAGGCCAUCGCUAAACAGUUUGUGGACGCUCUGGAGACGGGUCAGGAUGCCCGAGCGGCCAUGAAUCUUCACAACAACGAAGCUGGCAGAAAGGCGGUGAAGGGGACCAUGCAGAAGACAUGCAAAUGCCAUGGGGUGUCGGGGAGCUGCACCACGCAGACCUGCUGGCUGCAGCUGCCCGAAUUCAGGGAGGUGGGCAACUACCUGAAAGAGAAAUACCACAGAGCACUAAAGGUGGACCUCCUCCGCGGGGGAGGAAACAGCGCGGCCAGCCGGGGGGCGGUGGCUGAGACCUUCAGCUCCAUCUCCCGCAAGGAGCUAGUCCACUUGGAAGACUCGCCCGACUACUGCCUGGAGAACCGCACUUUGGGCUUGCCGGGCACUGAAGGCCGUGAGUGCCUGAAAAAGGGCAAGAACUUGAGCAAGUGGGAGAAACGCAGCUGCAAGAGGCUGUGUGCCGAGUGCGGCCUUGCCGUGGAGGAGCGCAAGGCUGAGACGGUGUCCAGUUGUAAUUGUAAAUUCCACUGGUGCUGCGCGGUUAAAUGUGAACAAUGCAGGAAGACUUUGACCAAGUUUUUCUGCGUCAAGCGAAGAGGCGCCAGAGGGAGGAAUGAGAGCGCUGUUGGACGACGCAAGACCCUCAAGCCUGGCAAGAAGCACUGAGCAACCCCUGGAGUACUUUGGGUCAUCGAGAUGAAGUCAGAGAAACGAGUUGUAAUUUUCCAGAAAAAAAGACAAGUCAAAUCUGUGAAAAGUAAGUCCAAUUCUGGCUUGUUUGGGGGUGGGGGUGGGAGGUAGGCUCAACCUAACCUGCCCUGGGGAAGAAAUGGAUUGAAGAAAAUGGUGGCUUACUUUAGAUUUUAAGGAAGGAUGGAACCAGGUGUUUAUCUGGUAAUUUCGCUGGAAAUGUAAUUUAUAAACACGGAAAAAUGCUAAACAAUUCUUCCUGUGGGAACAACUUUGAACUGGUUCACAGCCAUUGACGAGUAUCAAUUUUUCAACUACGAUGGGUAGGAGAAGAUAAGAUUUUUCCCCAUGUUUCUCUCGGUUGUUCAUUUUUAUGCAGCCGAUAUUCAGGUUAACACUAGAAAACCCAGCAGAGGCUGACUCGGCUUUUCCCAUGACAAAUACUCCUAAUAUUCCCAAGCAAUGGCCGAUUUGGCCUCUCCUCCGAAAAAAACCCAAAAGUGCUUUUGAACUAGCAAGUCGUUGUCCGACAGACAGCAACCAUUCAUAUUCACAAAUGCAACCACUAGACAUACAUCGUGUUGGUAUGCGGCCCAAACAUUUGUGUCAGUUCAAGUAAAGCUACAUUUAUUUAAUUACAUUUAUUUAUGACGUUUGACACAUUUUUACACAUUUAAACACAGUUCUCUUAUACUCCACACAGAAGGACAGAAAAAAAUGGCCCA
Corythoichthys intestinalis (scribbled pipefish) is the source of this 2238-nucleotide messenger RNA. It is a transcript of the gene wnt8b, whose product is annotated as wingless-type MMTV integration site family, member 8b. Gene Ontology annotation, cellular component: extracellular region. Gene Ontology annotation, molecular function: cytokine activity; frizzled binding. NCBI's taxonomy places the organism in Eukaryota, Metazoa, Chordata, Actinopteri, Syngnathiformes, Syngnathidae. The record is from RefSeq and is a predicted model, not a curated record. Gene Ontology annotation, biological process: canonical Wnt signaling pathway; multicellular organism development; cell fate commitment. The transcript has 8 exons. The coding region runs from base 284 to 1489 and encodes 401 amino acids.